GUGGCCUUUUCUCUGGAUUGAGGCAAUCCACUCGUCUUUGCUAUUAAAGCCGACGGAUCUGUUGCUUUCGUGUUAAUUCACUAGAGCUCAGUGGUCAGUGAAUCUUUCUUGUUCCUUUAGAGCGACACAGAGUUGCUUGCUCAGGUUUUUACAGAAUACAGAUAUCAACGGGAAAAGGUGGAUUUGACUGGAAGGAUUUGCAGAAGAUCAUUUAAAAGUCAAUUGGAUUUGUGCACAGGUUGCCUGGAAAUAGCCGACGCAGGGUCUGUGUGUGUGGACGGCUGGGGCACAGGGCUGAGGACACUCGACAGCUUCAGUGCGGCUUCAGCGACGUAAUGUUGGCGCUUCUUUUUAUUUAAAACAACAUGGGCCAAGGACAGGGCCUCCCAGAAAAGGAGGUGACUCUGCAAAACAUUCAGGAACUCUACCGCAAGUUUGCCAGCGAGUGUCCGAGUGGAAAUCUGCACUUACACGAAUUCAAGAAAAUCUUUGGCAACAGCAAACCUUCCACAGAAGAAGAAGCAGCGUACAUGGAAAAUGUGUUUCGAUCUUUUGACACAAAUAAGGACGGUAAACUGGACUUCAUGGAGUUCGUGGCCGCUGUGCAUCUUGUUUUUCGUGGAAAACUCGAGGACAAACUGAAAUGGUCUUUCAAAGUUUAUGACAGAAAUGGAAAUGGCUGCCUGGACCGACAGGAAGUACGACACAUCGUCAAAAUCAUCAACAAGAUAAAGAGACACAACGACCCGGAGGUCACCGAGAAUAUCGACGACAUCUGCAACCGAAUAUUCGACCUGGUGGACAAGAAUAACGACAGUCAGAUUUCUCUGGAGGAGUUUAUAGAGGGAGCUGAAAAGGACCCGUGGGUGAUGGAUCAGCUCAAACUGGACAUCGCGCCCUGUGAUUGGUUCAUUGAGCAGCUGAGCAAACCCUAAUGACAUGGACACAAAGGGGUCGGGCUGGGGGCCCUGCGCUGCCACCCCUUCAGACACGCCCCUGUUGGCCUUCAGUGACGAGCUCUCGCCUUGUUUCCACACAGAAAUGUUCUUCUGCGACAAUUCAAGGAAAUAAUCAUCUUGUUAUAUUUGAGGGAGCGAGAGGUUCAGAGACUCAGGGAAAUCUCAACUGUGUGAAUCCUUUUUAUUUGUAUUUAUCCUUUAAGAUGAGCAGCAGAACCUUCCAUCAAAUCUUCAAUUUCAACCUGGUUUCACCUUUUCUGGGAGAGAAGCCAUGUUUGUUUUGCACCAAGUGACAGGACACAGCUUCGUGUCAUGACUCAAGACAACCUGUUGUUCUAGGACCUGAUGUUUCCCUGUGAGCUGAGUUGAUUGUUUGAAUUGAACAUGAGGUUGAACACAGGAAAACAAACUGUAAUUCAGCCCAGUUCUGCACAUGGGAGCUUUUACCAUUUGGAUUUAGGCUGACUUACUACUCUUAGCCUUUAAGGCUCCUUGCUGAGCAGUAUGAUAAAGUGGUGACAGUUACACCAGAGACAAUCACACAGACACUCACACGUUGGAAUUUCUGUAACAUUUUCCCCCCUUGACUUAUAUUUGUUUCUCUGAGCUGUACAAAAAAAAUCUACUUUUUAAGAUGUCUUCAUAGGACGAGGUGUUUGUAUGUUAUACAUAUAUACAGUUUGAAAAGUCUGAAUGUUUGCUGCUCACUUUCGUCAUGAGAAAUAAAAUCUCGUCUCAUUUGAAGAUUCCGAUGUGUUUCUCCUGCACCUCCCUCAGGAGAGAGAGACGAGACAAAUCCUCCUGACGACGUCUUCUGCUCCUUCUCAAAGUUUGAUUUACUCUUGAAUUUCAUCACUGGGGCAAAGGUCAGAUAUUUUGUCAGCUCAUGUAAAAGCUUCACUCAUUAUUUCUGACAAAGUUAAGUGGAGUGAGACAGAAAAAGAAGUGUUUUCAAAUCGUGAGUAAAUAUCAGGCUGGGACAAGAGGAAGGACAUUUCUCAAAGGAAAUUGUUUAAUUUUCAUAUUUAAUUGAGCCCUGAAAAGACAAGACAACGAAGAGAUGUUAUUUUGAACGUUCUUCUGGGUGGUUGUGGUUGUCAGAGGGGGCGGGGGCA
Hippoglossus stenolepis (Pacific halibut) is the source of this 2074-nucleotide messenger RNA. Its product is annotated as guanylyl cyclase-activating protein 2. Gene Ontology annotation, biological process: visual perception. Gene Ontology annotation, cellular component: cone photoreceptor outer segment; photoreceptor inner segment. The coding region runs from base 366 to 935 and encodes 189 amino acids. The record is from RefSeq and is a predicted model, not a curated record. Gene Ontology annotation, molecular function: calcium sensitive guanylate cyclase activator activity; calcium ion binding. Lineage: Eukaryota; Metazoa; Chordata; Actinopteri; Pleuronectiformes; Pleuronectidae. The transcript is spliced from 4 exons.